Ciona intestinalis (vase tunicate) is the source of this 755-nucleotide messenger RNA. The record is from RefSeq and is a predicted model, not a curated record. Lineage: Eukaryota; Metazoa; Chordata; Ascidiacea; Phlebobranchia; Cionidae.
AGUAGUCAUACAACGGAACAGUCCAGUCUUGUAGCGCCAAUCUCUUGUUGCCAGGUUAAGCGUAACGAAGUAAGAAUUAAGAAGUUGCUAUAAUAAAAAUACUAACAUUGAAUCUGCUAUACUGUUUUUAAAGUUGAAAAAUCGGCAGAGCGUGAAGGAUUUAAGGAUGCUGACAACUCAAGAGCGACACCACGCGGAAGAAAUAAGACAAACCCAGAUCCGCAUAGGGCACGUAAAGAACGAAUGUGAAAGACAAUUAGAGGAUUUAAAAGACGAGUACAGAACGGUGCUGGCCCAAAAGCGGCAGAUGGAAAACAAUAAAAACACGAACAAACCAGACGUCACAGACGAACUAAACAAGCUAAGAGAGGAGAACAGAAUUCUGCGAAAAGAAAUUUCGCAAGUACGUUCGAUAGAGGUCUCUAGCGAGAUCGAAUUUUCUAAGCGAAUUGCAGUAACGGUUAAUGCAGAAACAGAUAGAAAAUCAAGCGAAAUUUCGUAGUGGGGCAUAUGUGAAACGGCGAACAAAGAGCACUGUGACGUCAUAAUGGUCACUAGAUCACGUGACAGGAAGUAGGAGGUUCAGAUUGGUCAACAAAAUAUACUGGUGUUCGAUCCUCAGGGAGUACGCUUCCGAAUAUGUUCGCUAUAUGGAAGUGUAUCAAGUGUUAUUACUGUUGUGUCCAUACUCGUCAACUUUCGUAUUGCUUAAAGUGAAGUAUUUUAUAUUUAAUGCACACAUUUUUACUAUAUUG